This is a messenger RNA of Postia placenta MAD-698-R-SB12, 1326 nucleotides long. RefSeq lists its product as hypothetical. Gene Ontology annotation, biological process: lipid metabolic process. Gene Ontology annotation, molecular function: phosphoric diester hydrolase activity. The coding region runs from base 1 to 1326 and encodes 441 amino acids. The transcript is spliced from 2 exons. The record is from RefSeq and is a predicted model, not a curated record. Lineage: Eukaryota; Fungi; Basidiomycota; Agaricomycetes; Polyporales; Adustoporiaceae.
AUGGGUCAAGGCGGAAAACUCAUUCUCAUAAAUGGUACGCCAUACGCAUGGGAGCUCACCUAUGAGCAUAGCUAUCAAAUGAAAUCAUGGCCGUUCAAGGACUUCUCCACGAUACCCGCUUACUCCUCCGUCUCGAUCUAUGUGGAAUGGGUUGGCGACAUCUUCGAGGAUGUGAAUGACGACUCGGGGGAUGCCACAUACACCCUUUCCGGUACAUCGUAUUCCUUUCAGAUCCAAGCGCGUUGGCGAUUCCUGCAGGUGCAGCUUCAGACCAUGGCGACCGUGGGAAACGCUCAGGGCAGCACGAUCGGCCUUGGCUGGAAGCACAAUGGCAUCGUACCUUUUAUCUUAUCUGGAAGCGAGGGCGGUUUCUCGUCUUCCAACCCGCCAUCGGCAUGGAUGCAGAGCAACAUCGCGAGACUUGGGCCACACCCGCUCCGCCACCUCUGCAUUCCUGGAUCACAUGACUCCGGAAUGUACAGACUCACCGGCGGUACUGCCUUCUCCAAUACGUCCAACACGAUCACUCAGACGUUCUCGAUCGGAGAUCAGCUCAAUCGUGGAGUACGCUACUUCGAUUGUCGUCCUGUUUUGAGCGGGAGACAAUACGUUUCGGGCCACUACUCUGACCUAGCGCAUCCGCUGGGGUGGCAGGGAGGGAAUGGGGAGUUCUUCGUGGAUAUCGUCUCGCAGAUCAACAAUUUCACCAAUUCGAACAAGGAGCUCAUCAUCUUCAACUUGUCCCACGAUCGCAACACGAGCGCAGGGCGUGACUACAAAGCGUUCAAUCAAGAAGAAUGGGACGACUUGUUCAAGCUUCUGACGGGCAUCAAUCACCUCUACGUCGCCUCGAAUCCGGAUACCGUCGACCUCACCUUACUCCCCCUCGGCGAGUUCAUUGGCAAUGGCGAAGCAGCGGUUGUCGUCAUCAUCCAGCCCGACGACAAUACCGUCACACUGGGUGACUACGCCAACCUCGGGUUUUACACCUACGCGCAACUGGACGCCUACAACUCGUACUCGAAUACCGAGCACAACGACGAGAUGUCCCGCGAUCAACUGCAGAAAAUGCGGGAGGUGAGAACGGACCCGGAUGCGCAGUGGUUCCUGUUGUCAUGGACCCUGACGCUGAACGCGGCAUCCGCGGUGACGGGUGUACCCACGAUCCUCGAGCUGGCUCAAAAGGCUGCGGCGAGCCUGUACACGGACGUGUACUCCGCAUGCACUCCCGCCACAUAUCCGAACAUCCUAUACCUGGACGCCUGGCAAAGCUCGGACCCGACGGCAUUGGCCAUGGCGAUCAAUGACACAGUGAAUGAAUUGUAG